Molecule: messenger RNA, 2124 nt
Organism: Pteropus alecto (black flying fox)
Lineage: Eukaryota; Metazoa; Chordata; Mammalia; Chiroptera; Pteropodidae
Gene: TMEM232
Product: transmembrane protein 232
Exons: 15
Coding region: 1-2124 (707 amino acids)
Source: RefSeq, a predicted model, not a curated record
AUGGCUUCCUAUGAUGUCAACCUAAAUAAAGAGGCAGUUUCAACUUUCUUCUUUGGAGAAAUUCAGGAGAGAAAGGAUGAAAGCCUGUAUAUAUCUCCUCAGAAUAGUGAAGUACAAACCAAAGGGACUCUAUACAGGACACCAUAUUACAUUUCAGUGCCAUGUCUCCUUCAGCUCUUCUUGACUGUGAUAGUUCCUCAGAAUUUCCUUGUUUAUGAUGACCUGGACAGUUUUGAGCUGUCUUGGCUACCAUUUUCAAUCACAGAAGAAUUCAUCUUGAGAUUCAACCAAACAGAAGAUCCAAAAGAGAAGGAAGAAUUGUUGGAUCUAGCUAGAAAAAACAUUCUCCGAUGUAAGAGAAAAUUGGGUCUCAAGACCUUAGGCACUGGGAAGCAUGUGCAUCUUCCUACUGCAUGGACUGAAGUAACAUAUCUGGCUCAAUGCAAAGGAGACAUACAAGAUGAGGCUUUAAAUAUACUUUAUGCUUCCAUGGACCAUGCUUCCUUUGAUUAUGAUCAUCUACCUGCCUUAUUUUUUGUUGCGGAAUCAAUUUUAUAUCGACUCUGUUGUGAUGCAUUCCUAAAGACAUACUUAUAUUCAGUUGAAAUAAAGCUGUCAAAGAUUGGCUAUUUGGUCUUCUUACGACUUUUUAUUUAUUUCCUGCAUGGUCAUCUAGAAUGUUUUAAACAACAUUUGCUUAGGCUUCAACCAUAUUUAUACGCACUUUCUUUCUCUGGAGAAUCAUAUUACAAGUAUCCAAACAUCUUUUCGAAUGUGCAAAUUAUUCUGAAAACCAUGGAAAUUAUAUGUAAAAGAGAAUUAUUUACUGGAUCAGUUUUUAGCCCUGUGGAAAACAAGGAACAUUACAAGAACAGAGAUUCUGACAUGGAAGGAUAUGAAGUUAACCACCUGCUCUGGCACUGUGUUGCUGCUUGGACUUGUGUUCAGAAGAAUAGUCCUCAGUUGCAUAAAGUGCUUGAACAUCUCAUCUUUUAUAAAACACAACUUCAACAGAAAUGCUGGUUGGAUUCAGCGCUGGCUUUGUUGGUCCUUGGGGAGGCUGCCAAAUUAAAUAUGGCUUGCUUGAAAAUUUUAAUGAACCUAAUGAGAGAUUUUCUUUCAAGCAUUAUGUCUAUUCAUAUUCAGGAAGAAAGCUGCGAAGUAGACAAUUUUUCCUGGGCCUGGAAUAUAGUCUACAUAUAUAUAACAAUUCUUGCAGAAAUUUGCCUGUAUGCAACCACUUCAUAUUUGCGAAAAACUGCUUUUGUUGGUUUCUGUCAAUGUAAAAGUUCACAAAAGGAUAUUUUACACAUGGACAAACCAAAACAGCCAGAAUUGAAGGAAACAAGUAUUUUAGGUCUUUUGGACUACUUCUCUUCAAAAAUAUCAGAUAAUUGUGAUCAAGUGAUAUGGAUGGGAUACUAUGGCUUAGUGUAUAACCUGGUGAAAAUGUCAUGGGAACUUCGGGGCGAUGAGGAACAAGAUGGACUGGGAAACCUUAUAUGGCAAACAUUACGGAAAACAAAGGAUCAUGAGAAAGACAGUCGGAUCCAUAAUGCAGUAAAUAUAGCUCAGGCUGAGUUAAAUAACCUAAUGGAUCCUUUCACUAGAUAUGGUACAAAAGUUUCAUCUAAUGUAGGAGAUGAAAUUUUCUCCAAAUAUAUAGGAUGGAGAAUUGCCAACACACUUUCCAAGCUAUUCUUCUCCUUCACUGAUGCCCAUAUUCUUCCUUUGAAAAAACCAUUAAUAAAACGGGAUCAAAAGAAAUAUCUGAAUAAAAAUCAGCAUUUCAUGAAGAAGAGAGUUCUACAUUUUACUCUGAAGGAACAUCCUUCUGUAUCAGAACUCCCCUUGUUUCCAUAUCCAGAUUUCUUCACCAAGAGAGAUAAAGAAUUGGCAAGAAUCAUUGACCAUCAUUGGCAGAAAGAGCUAAAGAUCCGACAAAAAGAAAAUGAAAUAUGUGAGAACAAAGAACGAAAAGAUAAAGAGUUACAGGAAAAAAAUCGCUUCAGAGAAAUUAUGAGGAGAAGAGAAGAGAAACUACACAAGCAAACCAAACCCUAUGAGCUUCCUCUUAGGACUGAAGCAAUUUCAUUAGAAAAGAAAACGACUUCCCCAAAUUAA